Meloidogyne enterolobii is the source of this 300-nucleotide messenger RNA. The record is from the annotation of a GenBank genome assembly. NCBI's taxonomy places the organism in Eukaryota, Metazoa, Nematoda, Chromadorea, Rhabditida, Meloidogynidae.
AUGAUUUCUGAAGAUUCAUUUAUUCGUGAUGGUGAUUACUCUAUUCUUCAAAAAGUUGGAGGUGAACAACUUCGACCUUGUCGUCUUUUAAGUGGACAACGUGCACUUAUUGAAAAGCUUAGUUUUGACCCGACAAUUGCUUUUGGAAAGCCGUUUGGAAUUUUUGAGGUCUGCUCUAAUGGGAAAACAUCGACUGAUUUACGUCAAAACGAAUCUUUUAGUGACAUUCAUCAAAUUGAACUACAACAGAAUGAUAAUAUUAGUUUAGCUUCUGUAAACGGUUUUGUUUUAGUUUUAUAG